AUGUCAAACUUGGUUCAACGCACAAAGUCAGACCUAGACACGCUUUUCACACGGUUUCCUGACAUCAAAUUCGAUGAAGCAUCUAAUCUCAUCGAAGAGACGCACGACAAAGAGCACUUCUCGUCGCCUUGUUCAAAUAACACUGAUCAUGAUGAAAGCCUCCUCUCGAUCCAAUCAACAUCAACUGCCAAUACUACACCACUCCGGCCAAUGCCUCGCGCCGCAGAAGCUCUAGAUGUGCCCAACCUUGCCGACUUCCUGCAACAUGUUGACAGCACCGAUCUCCCCGCAAUAUGUAAAGAUUGGCUCAAGAGUCUGGGACGGCAAGUGUUCGACCUUGCUAGGAUUUUGCUGCCAACUAGCCGAGACGUCGCAGGUCACGCCAACUCCCAUAGACAAGAAAUCUUGGAUCAAAGUCGGCCGAUUUUAGUUCAACUCCAAGAUGUGGACAAUAGACUUCAGGAGCAGGUUCGAAAUAUUGCAUACAUCAAGUCGCUCGCACCAUUUGUGGUUGAGCCCGCACCACAAGAUACAUGGACCAUCUACCGACAGAGGGCGAAACUGAUUGUGAACUACACCGCACUGCCAUCGGGAACGGAGCGCAAGGCCCUCGUCCACCUGGCCCGUAUCUUCGAUGCCUAUGUUUAUCACCCUUUCCUGCAGCUGCUGGGUUUCGACAGCGUCGACGCAGAUGUUCAAAACCGAACCAACGAACUUUACGACAAUAUCAUGAAGCUUCUGCAGAGUUACGGGCAGUGGUGGAAAGGGAUGAAGAGCAUCAGAUACGAUUACAUGCUGCCGCUGAUGAGGCGGAUACGGAGCUCUCCGGAAAUAUUGCGAGAGAUCAAGGAAUUCGAGAAGGCAAAGGAGGCGGCAAGAGCAGUCAUUGGCAAUGUCGACGCACCUGGAAUGCAGCCUGUCGAUAGGAGUGUCCUUCGGCAGUUGAAUGCCAAAUCUCCUGGCUUGAUGCACGCGUUGCUUCCUGCCUCGAGAAUCGAAACGGAUGAGGAGCGAUAG
This is a messenger RNA of Capronia coronata CBS 617.96, 1017 nucleotides long. RefSeq lists its product as uncharacterized. NCBI's taxonomy places the organism in Eukaryota, Fungi, Ascomycota, Eurotiomycetes, Chaetothyriales, Herpotrichiellaceae. Bases 1 to 1017 code for a protein of 338 amino acids. The transcript has 2 exons. The record is from RefSeq and is a predicted model, not a curated record.